This is a messenger RNA of Hevea brasiliensis (rubber tree), 585 nucleotides long. Its product is annotated as vegetative cell wall protein gp1-like. Bases 1 to 585 code for a protein of 194 amino acids. Lineage: Eukaryota; Viridiplantae; Streptophyta; Magnoliopsida; Malpighiales; Euphorbiaceae. The record is from RefSeq and is a predicted model, not a curated record. The transcript has 2 exons.
AUGGGUACUCCAUCCUCUCUACCCAUAAACCCUAACCCCAGUCCCAGUCCGCCGCUCCCUCAGUCGCCACCACCGCAAACGCCGCCGCUACCUCAAUCACCACCGCCUCAGUCACCACCACUACCCCCAAACCAAACACCAACCCUCAUUCCGCCGACUCCCUUCUCGCCGCAAACUGAACCGCAAAAUGAAACACACAUUUUCGACACUCAUUCCCCAGAACCAAUGCCUGAGCCUGCGCCUACUCAAACGAAAACCAAAGGCAAAACUAAUAAGGCUGCAGGUAGACCCAAGAAAACCCCUGUCGGAAAACGAAAAAGAGUACCCUCUGUUCCUUUCGACCUAAACUCUCCACCUCAACCUUCCUCUGAACUAGUCAGCAAAAGGACUAGGUCUUCCUCGCAAAUUCCAGCACCAGCGGUCCAAACACCUGUAUCUCAGUCACCCUUAAAUUCUCCAGUAGCACCUGCGUCGUCUGCCGAUAAUAUAAAGGAGGUACUCUCUCCAUUACCUUGGGCUUUUAAGGAUAUGGAUAUGAAGAAUGCCUAUGAGAAAUUAGUUUCUAAACCUAUUUUGCUGGACUAA